AAGUUUCGCUUGCCCUGCACUUCUCCUGCUCCGAAUAUUUCUCUCUCGCAGGCCCGACGCGACGCGCCCCCCUACCCUCCCUAAUCAUUGAUUGAUUGCCCCUCGCUCGAUCGGCCCAAGGUUUCUCCCGCCGGCGAGGAGCGGGCCCGCUCGCCCGCAGACAGAAUCUGGUCUGGAGGGCGAUUUUGCUCCGCUCCGGCUCGGUUUGUUUGGUGGAUUCUCGCGCCGCGGUUGGAGGGGAUGGAGCGGCGGCGGUGGCUGCAGGCCGCGGUUCUAAUGUGCUUGCUGCUGCUUUGCUCCGGGAGAGAACUCAAGAACAAAAGACAAGCGCCAGCAUAUAAUUCCACUCUCGCCAAGACGCUUGCAGAGUAUACUUCAGCAGUUUAUACUAAUGACCUGUCACAGUUAUUCACCUGGACCUGUGAAAAAUGUGGUGACUUAACAGAGGGCUUCGAGGUGAUCGACCUGAUUAUUGAUGUGAAAAAUUGCUUGGAGGUUAUUCCCUCUAUCCAUGGUCUUUCUUUUUUACCUUUAAUAUACUCUUCUUUCACAUUGAUGUUGAUAGUUUUGAUGAGCCAGGCAUAUGUCGGUUUUGCAAGUGACAUGAGUGCUGUUGUUGUUGCAUUCAGAGGGACUCAGGAGAACAGCAUCCAGAAUUGGAUUGAGGACUUAUUUUGGAAACAACUUGAUUUUGACUAUCCAGGCAUGACUGAAGCAAAGGUGCACAGUGGGUUUUAUUCUGCAUAUCAUAAUACAACAUUGCGUGAUGGAGUCAUCAAUGGCAUCCAGAAGACCAGGGAAGCAUAUGGCAAUAUUCCCAUCAUGGUGACUGGACAUUCCAUGGGAGGGGCCAUGGCUUCGUUUUGUGCCCUUGAUCUUAUUGUCAACUAUGGGUUAGAGGACGUGACCCUGCUGACAUUUGGGCAACCUCGGAUUGGUAAUGCUGUGUUUGCUUCCCACUUUAAGAAAUACUUGCCAAACGCAAUUCGAGUUACCAACGCACAUGAUAUUGUGCCUCAUCUACCCCCGUACUACCAGUACUUCCCACAGAAAACCUACCAUCAUUUCCCACGAGAGGUUUGGGUUCAUAAUAUUGGACUCGAUAGCCUAGUAUACCCAAUCGAGCAAAUCUGUGACGAUUCUGGUGAAGACCCCACUUGCAGCAGGUCCGUGAGUGGAAAUAGCGUGCAAGACCAUAUCCACUAUCUUGGCAUCAGCAUGCAUUCCGAGUCGCGGGGAUCAUGCAGGAUCGUCACGGAUGACAAUAUGCUCAGGCACAAAGUUGACACUGUAGACGGUGCUAUUGUCUUCUCGAAGCAGCCUGGUUUAUCAGUUGAUCAGCUACUCAGUACACAGUAAACAAGCUCAAGAUUACAUGGAUUUAUUUUGAUGGUUCUUUUUUGCCAAAGUACAAUAUUCUUGUUGGCAAUCAAAGCACUAUCUCAUGUAUAUAUACGCGUGUGAUCCUGGCUGGAUUAAAUUAUCCUAGCUGAGGGUGUAUUUCUGAAAUGUACAAACAUAUUUAUGCUGAUUAACUUGUUCAUAUUCUUGUAUAUAAUUUAAUUUGUUUAA
Aegilops tauschii subsp. strangulata is the source of this 1572-nucleotide messenger RNA. RefSeq names its product lipase. Gene Ontology annotation, biological process: lipid metabolic process. The record is from RefSeq and is a predicted model, not a curated record. NCBI's taxonomy places the organism in Eukaryota, Viridiplantae, Streptophyta, Magnoliopsida, Poales, Poaceae.